This is a messenger RNA of Lotus japonicus, 3351 nucleotides long. RefSeq lists its product as uncharacterized. Lineage: Eukaryota; Viridiplantae; Streptophyta; Magnoliopsida; Fabales; Fabaceae. Gene Ontology annotation, biological process: tricarboxylic acid cycle. The transcript is spliced from 9 exons. Gene Ontology annotation, molecular function: thiamine pyrophosphate binding; oxoglutarate dehydrogenase (succinyl-transferring) activity. Gene Ontology annotation, cellular component: mitochondrion; oxoglutarate dehydrogenase complex. The coding region runs from base 139 to 3210 and encodes 1023 amino acids. The record is from RefSeq and is a predicted model, not a curated record.
GAUUGCUUGAUCGUGCUUCCAAUUAUUCUGGGAUUCAUUUGGUCUUCACUCUUCAGGAAAGGCUGAUGUAUGGUAAACAAAUAUAUUCAUUGAGAAAUUUGUGAUAUUCUCGAUUGUACUGAAUCCUGAGAGAGAGCCAUGGCAUGGUUUAGAGCUGCUGCUUUAAGCAUAGCAAAGCAUGCAAUUAGGAGAAAUCUCUUUAGAGGUGGAUCAUCAUAUUAUGUGACAAGGACCACAAACCUUCCAUCAACUAGUAGAAAGCUUCACACAACAAUUUUCAAAUCAGAAGCUCAUGCUGCCCCGGUGCCUCGCCCUGUACCCCUUUCUAGGUUAACUGACAAUUUCUUAGAUGGGACUAGUAGUGCCUAUUUAGAGGAGCUUCAAAGAGCUUGGGAAGCUGAUCCGAGCAGUGUCGACGAGUCUUGGGACAAUUUCUUCAGGAACUUUGUGGGUCAGGCUUCCACCUCCCCAGGAAUUUCUGGUCAGACAAUUCAGGAGAGUAUGAGAUUGCUGUUACUAGUGAGAGCAUAUCAGGUUAAUGGCCACAUGAAAGCUAAGCUUGAUCCUUUGGGUCUGAAAGAACGAAAUAUCCCUGAUGAGUUAGAUCCUGGCCUUUAUGGUUUCACUGAGGCUGAUCUUGACAGGGAAUUCUUUUUAGGGGUGUGGAAUAUGUCUGGAUUUUUGUCCGAGAAUCGUCCAGUGCAGACUCUUAGGUCCAUUUUGACACGGCUUGAGCAAGCUUACUGUGGAAGCAUUGGGUACGAGUAUAUGCAUAUACCGGAUCGGGACAAAUGUAAUUGGCUUAGGGACAAGAUUGAAACACCUUCACCUACACAAUUUAGCCGGGAGCGCCGCGAGGUUAUUUUUGAUAGGCUUGCUUGGAGUACACUCUUUGAGAACUUCUUGGCCACCAAGUGGACAUCAGCAAAGAGGUUUGGGCUUGAAGGUGGAGAGACUCUUAUUCCUGGAAUGAAAGAAAUGUUUGAUCGAGCAUCUGAUCUUGGGGUUGAGAACAUAGUUAUGGGAAUGGCACAUAGGGGAAGAUUGAAUGUUUUAGGCAAUGUAGUUCGAAAGCCACUUCGUCAGAUUUUUUGUGAGUUUAGUGGUGGUCUACCUCAGGAUGAAGUUGGGCUCUAUACAGGAACUGGUGAUGUUAAAUAUCACUUGGGAACAUCUUAUGAUCGCCCAACGAGGGGCGGGAGGAGGAUACAUCUAUCUUUGAUGGCAAAUCCUAGUCACUUGGAAGCAGUCAACCCACUUGUUGUUGGAAAAACUCGAGCGAAGCAGUACUACUCGAAUGAUGCGGAAAGGAUGAAAAACAUGGGUGUUUUGAUUCAUGGAGAUGGUAGUUUUGCUGGACAAGGUGUGGUCUAUGAAACCCUUCAUCUUAGUGCUCUUCCAAAUUAUACUACUGGUGGGACUAUACACAUUGUGUUCAACAAUCAAGUUGCAUUUACUACUGAUCCUGAGUCAGGAAGAUCAUCACAAUAUUCCACUGAUGUUGCUAAAGCCUUAAAUGCUCCUAUCUUUCAUGUCAAUGGUGAUGAUGUGGAAUCAGUUGUUCAUGUCUGUGAACUUGCUGCCGAAUGGCGCCAGACUUUCCAUUCAGAUGUGGUUGUUGACUUAGUGUGUUACCGUCGAUUUGGGCACAAUGAGAUUGAUGAACCAUCUUUCACACAGCCUAAAAUGUAUAAGGUCAUUCGAAACCAUCCAUCAGCUCUUGAGAUCUAUCAGAAGAAACUUUUGGAAUUAGGGGAGUUGACUCAAGAAGACAUUGAUAAGAUACACAAGAAGGUCACAUCAAUUCUGAAUGAUGAAUUUUUGGCCAGCAAAGAUUACAUUCCAAAAAGAAGAGACUGGCUUUCAGCAUAUUGGUCAGGUUUCAAGUCACCUGAACAGCUUUCACGUAUCCGGAACACUGGUGUGAAACCAGAUAUCUUGAAAAAUGUUGGGAAAGCAAUCACGGCCUUACCUGAAAGUUUGAAUCCUCAUAGAGCAGUGAAGAAGGUUUAUGAACAGCGUGCCCAAAUGGUUGAAACUGGGGAAGAUAUUGACUGGGGAUUUGCGGAGGCACUUGCUUUUGCCACAUUGAUAGUAGAAGGUAACCAUGUUCGAUUAAGUGGUCAGGAUGUUGAAAGAGGAACGUUUAGUCACCGCCACGCUGUAGUUCAUGAUCAGGCAACCGGGGAGAAAUAUUGCCCCCUUGACCAUGUCAUAAUGAAUCAAAAUGAAGAGAUGUUUACUGUUAGCAAUAGCUCGCUUUCUGAGUUUGGUGUUCUUGGAUUUGAAUUGGGUUACUCAAUGGAAAAUCCUAAUUCGUUGGUGAUAUGGGAGGCACAGUUUGGUGACUUUGCUAAUGGGGCUCAAGUUAUAUUUGACAAUUUCUUGAGUUCUGGUGAGUCUAAGUGGCUCCGUCAAACUGGGCUUGUAGUGUUACUUCCUCAUGGUUAUGAUGGUCAGGGUCCUGAGCAUUCAAGUGGAAGAUUGGAACGCUAUCUACAGAUGGCUGAUGAUCAUCCUUAUAUUAUUCCUGAGAUGGAUCCAACUCUUCGGAAACAAAUUCAGGAGUGUAAUUUGCAGAUUGUGAAUGUUACAACUCCUGCAAAUUUCUUCCACGUUUUACGGCGGCAGAUACAUAGAGAAUUCCGUAAACCUCUCAUUGUAAUGUCCCCGAAGAACUUGCUUCGCAGUAAGGUUUGCAGAUCAAAUUUAUCUGAGUUUGAUGAUGUCCAAGGACACCCUGGUUUUGACAAACAAGGAACCAGAUUUAAGCGCCUCAUAAAAGACCAAAAUGACCACUCAAAUGUUGAGGAGGGUAUAAGGCGCUUAAUACUCUGCUCCGGAAAGGUUUACUAUGAACUUGAUGAGCAAAGAACAAAGGAUGAUGCAAAGGAUGUUGCAAUAUGUAGGGUGGAACAGCUCUGUCCUUUCCCUUAUGACCUUGUCCAACGAGAGCUUAAAAGAUAUCCAAAUGCUGAGGUUGUUUGGUGUCAAGAAGAGCCAAUGAACAUGGGUGGAUACAGUUACAUUUUACCACGGCUUAUAACUUCAAUGAAGGCUCUCGGUCGGGGAGGUUAUGAGGAUGUCAAAUAUGUUGGUCGUGCUCCAUCGGCGGCCACAGCAACUGGUUUCCUCAAGGUUCACCAGAGGGAGCAGGCUGAGCUAGUUCACAAAGCCAUGCAACAUAAACCAAUCAACUUCCCUUACUGAGGAUUUGCACACGCACACACAGACACACACACACACACUCACUCAUAUAUAAUUUCCUUUUGAGAAUGAAUGAAUGAUGUAGUCCUGAUUUACCCACCUAUGGAGAGCAAUAGUUGGAGGGUUUGUUGAUAUUAUUCAUUA